Molecule: messenger RNA, 1569 nt
Organism: Eimeria acervulina
Lineage: Eukaryota; Apicomplexa; Conoidasida; Eucoccidiorida; Eimeriidae
Exons: 13
Coding region: 1-1569 (522 amino acids)
Source: RefSeq, a predicted model, not a curated record
AUGGUAUUGACUGGCAGUGUAGAAGCAGCAGCAGCAGCUCUACAGAAACGCGUGUCUAUUGAAGAUGAAGCAGCAGAAGCAGUUACAGCUUCAGGUGUAUCUGCAGCAGCACUCAAUAACUUAGAGGAGAAGCAAAUUGCUACUCUCAGCAAUCUGUCUCAGAGACAAAUGCUUACUGUUGUAAAUGGGCUUAUUGAAGGAAGGAAGCUGGAGGAUCUUCUCGCAGAGACUGCCCCUGACGUUGCGGCGAGAGUUGAACAGGUUGCAGCUGAACAAGCAGCAGCAGAUACUGUCGAGACCGACGCAGAAACAGCAGCAGCAGCAGCUGCUGCUGCUGCUGCUGCAGCAGCAGCAAAAGAAGCGAGCGAUGAAGACAUAACUCCUGAACAGCUUAUUAACAUUGCAAAGUUUGUUCCUCUCCGACUCACUUAUGAAGAGAGAAGGUUUUUGCGUUUAUUAGAAGGGGCCUUGGAGGUCUCAGAAUAUGUAGACAAAAUUGAUGUUCUCUGCACAAACAAAGCACGAAAAAUAGUUAAAGAAAUUCGACAUCUCUGCGCUGUAUUGGUUGGGCUCCUCAUUGCUAACGACUUCGUGUUUGAGAUUGGUAGGCGGUAUAAAAUAUUAAACCCUGAAAGACUGAGAUCAGCAUACGGCAAGCUUAUUUACUUCUUGAUGGAUAGUAAUAAGCCGGAAAUACAGCAAUUGCUGCAGUUUCAACUCGUUACACCAGUACACACGGUUUAUUCGCUUUUGGCUUCAAAGAAGAACGGCUUGGCGCUGCUGAAGGAUCCGCUCGUUAAGAUUGCAACGCGAGAGAUAAUGCCGGAGAACAAGUCGCGAGCGCAAAUAGACAGAGAGAUAAGAGAAAAAGAAGCAGCAGUCAAAGCCUUAACUCGUAAAUAUGCUUCCAGCCAAACCCCCAAACAAAAGGCUCUCUUCGGACUUAGGUUUAAUUUGUUUGCGAAGGGAUCUCAAGGAGAGACCUUCGAAGGGCCCUCUGAUGUUUUGUCUGCUGAAGAAGUGCAGCAAUGUUUAUAUUCUUUGGGCGACAGAAAUACAUUUCUACGAUAUAAUCAAAAACCCUGCCAGCAAAUGAUACAGUACUUACAGCAGAACUUCAGGCCUGAUGAAGCUGAAGACGAAUUCUCGCUUGCAAUUUGUUACGGGGCAAACGGAGCGAGGCUUGCACAUUCUCACAGGGUUCAAGAUGCUCCUCGGGUGUCUCGCGCAAUUCGCAUAAUAGUGGAGAAGGUGCAGAGGCAAACGCAAGGAUGGAUUGGUUCUUCUGUUGUUCAUUUGGGUGAUAACAACGUGCCUAACGCCCUCAUGUUCAUUGACAAAUAUGUGCAAGUCCCGCGCAUUUUGUCUCCUGUCGUCUCUUGUUUAGAAAAACUGCCUGAGUUAAACUCAGACCCUUCAAUUAAUAAAUACUUUACUUAUGCCUUUGGUGGAGUAGACAGAUUGAGAUUGAACAAAAACCUUACUUCAAAGUCUUCUUACUCGCAGGAUUCACAGGUGUGCUGCCAGUCGUUUCACGGCUUAAUGGAGUUUUCCCAGAGUGCGCCCUGA